UCAGCCCCCAUCCCGUCACCUAUCCGGCGGAGGGGGCGGGACAGGCCAGGGCAAAGGCGGGCCGCCCGUCCAGGGGAGGCAGGCAGAAAGGGGCGGGCUGGCCCGUGCCGCUCGCCCGACCUACCCGUCCGAUAUAUACCAGGUUAUGAGUUCACUGUAGCAUAUGCGACCGGGGGAUUCAUUCUACACAGUUUGCUCCAUUCCCCAGCACUGUGUCUGAUCACUGCAGUGAUAACAAUAAGCUGAACAUGGUUUCAAACUGGGACAAAGCACCGAACAAACCAACCAUGGAAAUACAGUGGUCACGUUGCGGAUGAAAGAGACUGUGAAAUGGCACCAGCAGAGCCCUGUCACUGUCAGGCAAAAGUGUGUUGAUGUACGAGACACUUACCCUGAAACACUUAUCCUUUCAACUUGUAAUCUCCUCUGCAGCCGGCAGCCUAGACAGCCCAACAAGAAACCGCCCUGAUGCCGAAAAAAGUGCAAAUCGUUGUGGAGGAGGAAGAGGACAGUGAAGACAGUUCAAGCCAGGAUGAAUCAGAGGAGGAAGAAAAGCUGCCCCGGAGAGAGAGCAUGAGAACAAGGAGAAAGCGGACCAGGGAUGUGUAUGAUGACCAUGAGCCAGAGCCUGAACCGGAGGAUGAAGCUACAAGGCUAGAAAGGCAAAAAGAGAGGCGGAGGAAGAGGAGGAAAGGAGCAGAUGACGAUGAGGAAAUGGAUGAAGAGGAACUGAACAAACUGAAGGCCGAGCUAGAUGAAAAGAAGCAGUUAAUUGCCACAGUAAAAUGUAAACCAUGGAAGAUGCAAAAGAAACUAGAUGUCCUGAAGGAAGCCAAAGCAUUUGUGGAAGAAUUUGAAGGGCAGCUUGGGAAAGGCAAAGGAAAACGGUGGUUUGCAUUCAAGAUGAUGAUGGCCAAAAAAUGGGUAAAAUUUCUGCGAGAUUUUGAGAAUUUUAAGGCAGCCUGCAUACCGUGGGAAAGUAAAAUCAAGACAAUUGAAAGUACAUUUGGCUCCUCAGUUGCCUCCUAUUUCCUGUUCUUGAGAUGGAUGUAUGGAGUAAACAUGGUUAUGUUUGUUCUGACACUUGGCCUUAUCAUGAUACCGGAGGCAACAAUGGGUAAACCAUAUGGAAGUUUACCUAGAAAGACCGUACCAAGGGCAGAAGAGCCAACAGCCAUGAACUUUGGCGUUCUGUAUGACUUCAGUGGCAUGGCACAAUAUUCGGUUCUCUUUUAUGGAUAUUACAGCAAUCAGCGAACGAUUGGAUGGCUGAAGUUCAGACUGCCACUUUCCUACUUUCUUGUAGGAAUAGCUUGCAUAGGAUACAGCUUCCUUGUUGUCAUCAGAUCGAUGGCAAAGAACAUUGAUGACGAUGGAGGUGGCGAUGACUCCACUUUUAACUUCAGCUGGAAAAUGUUCACAAGUUGGGAUUUCCUGAUUGGGAAUCCUGAAACAGCAGAUAACAAGUUUUCCUCCAUCACAAUGAAUUUUAAGGAAGCUAUUCUGGAGGAGCAAGAGAGCCGGAAAGAAGAAAACGUUCAUUUGAUCCGAUUCCUGAGGGUUCUCGCUAACUUCUUCGUGUUUUGCACACUUGCCGGCAGCGGAUACCUCAUCUUUUGGGUUGUGAAGCGAUCCCAGGAGUUUGCGCUGCAAGACCCAGACACACUUGGGUGGUGGGAAAAGAAUGAAGUGAACAUGGUCAUGUCACUGUUGGGAAUGUUUUGCCCAAUGUUAUUUGAUCUCUUCAGUGCUCUAGAAAACUACCACCCUAGAAUAGCACUGAAAUGGCAGCUGGGGCGCAUCUUUGCUCUUUUUCUGGGCAACUUAUACGUCUUCAUUAUCGCCCUGAUGGAUGAGAUCAAUGGCAAGCUCGAAGAGGAGCGACUGGUAAGGGAAAACAUGACUAUAUGGGAAGCUAAUAUCAUCAAAGCCUACAACGCCUCAUUGGCUGAAAACAGCACUGCCCCUCCUUUCCAAGUGCAUCCUUCUGACGUUCCGAGGGGACCCUGCUGGGAAACAAUGGUGGGCCAGGAAUUUGUGCGACUGACUGUUUCUGACACUCUGACAACCUUUGUCACCAUUCUCAUUGGUGACUUCCUGAGAGCCUGCUUUGUCAGGUUUUUCAAUUACUGCUGGUGUUGGGACCUAGAAUAUGGAUUUCCCUCCUAUACUGAAUUUGAUAUCAGUGGCAAUGUCCUGGGACUGAUCUUCAACCAAGGCAUGAUCUGGAUGGGAUCUUUUUAUGCUCCCGGCCUCCCAGCUAUCAACAUAUUACGUCUCCAUACCUCCAUGUAUUUCCAGGGCUGGGCUGUGAUGUGUUGCAAUGUUCCUGAGGCAAGAGUCUUUAAAGCCUCCAGAUCAAAUAAUUUCUACCUGGCCAUGCUACUCUUCAUCCUCUUCCUAUCCACGAUGCCUGUGCUGUACAUGAUUGUCUCCAUUCCGCCAUCUUUCGACUGCGGCCCAUUCAGUGGCAAAAACAGGAUGUUUGAGGUCAUUGGAGAAACUCUGGAGAAAGAUUUCCCCUCUUGGUUGGCGAAAAUCUUAAGCAAGGCCUCAAACCCCGGACUCAUCAUUGCCAUCAUACUGCUUAUGGUUUUGACAAUCUAUUAUCUCAAUGCUACUGCCAAGGGACAGAAGUUAUCCAACCUGGAGCUAAAGAAGAAGAUGAAAAUGCAAGCAGAGGAGAACAAACUGAGAAACAAAAAAAUGGCAGCUGCAAGAGCAAAAGCAGCACAAGGUGGAGGAGACUCAUAGACCUCAUUAUGGGUCAUCUUGGAGCCCAAGAAACACUUCAGGCUCUGCUCAUUAGGAAUGAUUAGUUGUCUGGAUAUCUGGUGGACACUAUGAGAAAAUCUGUUUUUGUCUUGGCUUUCCUGAACCUUUCGACUGCCUCACAGACCAGCUUUUGGCCCACCCAAACUGUGAUCCGCAAAAAUUACACUAGGCCAUUGGCUUUUCAGCAGUGAUUGGCUCCUCUAAUUCACCCUCUUCUGCCCGCUGUAGCCUCUUUACCUGCUUGCCUGAAAUCCUGGAACUAACCAUCUUUUGCCUGAACCAUAGGGUUCAAUGGAAGGGACGAUGGAACAAUGCAAAAUCAUUGAUUUGCAUUGAAAUUUAGUUGAAACAUGUGACUGGGUGAAACUCCUGCAUUUGAUUUUUUUUCUUUCCUCAGAAGUUGCUCUCUGGGAUAGGUGGGAUUGGGAACAUUGCUAUUUUUUUUCAGGCCUUACUAAUUGAUAACCAAUUCAUUCACUGGCUCACUGGCCCUAAAAACAAUAGAGCUUAAUUGUAGAGUCUUUCUGGUAGAAAUUGAUAAAAUCGAGAACACUUGAUCAGUCAUGAUGCAUAAGGCACAGAUUAUAAUGGAAAAAAAAGGAAAGGUAUAAAGCAAGUCCAAGAUGCUAAUAGUAACUAAACCCACAGUUUGUUCAUUUUAAUGUGUUCAGGAAGAAAUGAUGCUGUCUACUGUGUCAAUGUAAUU
This is a messenger RNA of Tachyglossus aculeatus (Australian echidna), 3481 nucleotides long. It is a transcript of the gene TMC1, whose product is annotated as transmembrane channel like 1. The record is from RefSeq and is a predicted model, not a curated record. Gene Ontology annotation, cellular component: plasma membrane. The transcript is spliced from 23 exons. Gene Ontology annotation, biological process: vestibular reflex; detection of mechanical stimulus involved in sensory perception of sound. Lineage: Eukaryota; Metazoa; Chordata; Mammalia; Monotremata; Tachyglossidae. The coding region runs from base 469 to 2754 and encodes 761 amino acids. Gene Ontology annotation, molecular function: mechanosensitive monoatomic ion channel activity.